Lathyrus sativus (Indian pea) is the source of this 1242-nucleotide messenger RNA. The record is from the annotation of a GenBank genome assembly. Lineage: Eukaryota; Viridiplantae; Streptophyta; Magnoliopsida; Fabales; Fabaceae.
AUGAGGACACAAAAUGCAAAAAACAUACUGUUGGUGUUAUGUCUCGCCGUAUGUGUAGGGAUGUGCCAAUCAGAUAUCGAGGAAGAUGCCAAGGUCGCUGCUGGAGACAUCAAGGAGGGUGCCACAACUGCUUAUAAUGAAGCCGCAGAAAAAACCGAGUCUUUUGCUAAAUGGGCUUAUGAUAAACUUUCUGGACAAUUUGGGACAAAAGAGGAAGCGGAUAAAAUACAUCAAAAUGAAAAGUUUUCAUUUUCAGAUGUUGCCUCAGAGAUAUCAAAUUCAUUUAAAAAGGCUGCACCAGAGACUUCUAACUCUGCUGAAAAAGCAGCUUCUGAGAGUAAUAGGAAAGCAAAAGGUGCAUAUAAGGAAACUCAAAAACAAACAAACAAGGCUGGAGAUGCAAUUGGAGAUGCAGCAAAUGCUGCCAAAGAUAAAGCAAAAGAUGGUUAUGGUGAAGCCAAGAAAACUACAAACAAGGCUUCAGAUAAAGUUGAAGAUACAGCUGAUGCUGCUAAAAAUAAAACAAAGGAUGCAUAUGGUGAAACCAAGAAACAUGCAGAGAAGGCUUCAGAUAAAGUUGGUGAUACAGCAAAGGAUGCAUAUGGUGAAACCAAGAAGCAUGCAGAGAAGGCUUCAGAUAAAGUUGGAGAUGCAGCUGGUUCUGCUAAAAAUAAAACAAAGGAUGUGUAUGAUGAUGCCAAGAAACAUGCAGAGAAGGCUUCAGAUAAAGUUGGUGAUACAGCAAAGGAUGCUUAUGGUGAAACCAAGAAACAUGCAGAGAAGGCUUCAGAUAAAGUUGUAGAUGCAGCUGAUGCUGCUAAAAAUAAAACAAAGGAUGUGUAUGGUGAUGCCAAGAAACAUGCAGAGAAGGCUUCAGAUAAAGUUGGUGAUACAGCAAAGGAUGCAUAUGGUGAAACCAAGAAACAUGCAGAGAAGGCUUCAGAUAAAGUUGGAGAUGCAGCUGGUGCUGCUAAAAAUAAAACAAAGGAUGUGUAUGAUGAUGCCAAGAAACAUGCAGAGAAGGCUUCAGAUAAAGUUGGUGAUACAGCAAAGGAUGCAUAUGGUGAAACCAAGAAACAUGCAGAGAAGGCAUCAGAUAAAGUUGGAGAUGCAGCUGGUGCUGCUAAAAAUAAAACAAAGGAUGUGUAUGAUGAUGCCAAGAAACAUGCAAAAAAGGCUUCUAAUGUAGCUGAUGAUACAGUUGAUGAUGCUAAAGAUAAUGCAAAGGCUGCUUAUAACUGA